This is a messenger RNA of Nymphalis io (European peacock), 2667 nucleotides long. RefSeq lists its product as uncharacterized. Gene Ontology annotation, molecular function: peptidase inhibitor activity. The record is from RefSeq and is a predicted model, not a curated record. The transcript is spliced from 6 exons. Lineage: Eukaryota; Metazoa; Arthropoda; Insecta; Lepidoptera; Nymphalidae. Bases 107 to 2599 code for a protein of 830 amino acids.
AUAACGUUGGAAUUUCAUCGAUUAAUACGAAAUUGAAUAAAACUGCCAAUAAAGUUAAUAUUGUCUGUGGCUACGGUUGGACAUAAGAUUAAAAAAAUAACAGAAUAUGUUUCAUGGUGUGCUAUCUAUAUUUUUAUUAUCACAUCUUCCACAUAAAAUAAAUUCACAGAGUGUUUGCGUGCCGAAUACGUAUUUUAUACUAAACGGUCGUGUUUGCUUUUGCAAUUAUCAAGGUAGGUGGACUGAGGAUAAUUGCAAAACGAUACCUCAAAGGCAAUCGUGUGAAACUGGUCAAAUAAUAUGGCAAGGCUGUAAGCAAUGUAUUUGUAAAGACAACAAUCAACUUCAUUGCACCAGUGCGUAUUGUUAUAACACAACAAAAUCUUUCACUCAAAGUCUGUCUGAAUAUGGCCAAAGUUGCACGCCGUUCCAAUCAUACUAUGUCAAUUGUAGUCUUUGCAUUUGUCCAGCAUCAGGGAUAUCGUUUGACGCAAAAUGUUCUAUUGACAAAUCAUGUAACGUAGACUCGAAGACUAUGGACAUCGCAACAAUUACCAAAAUAAGCUGCAUACCUAGCGUCAUGUAUUUAUUUUCAUGCCUUCAAUGCCUUUGCUCCGAAAAUGGUGAUUUUGUCGUUGAUAAGUGUUUAGGGAAAUGUCAACCGCAAGCACACCAGAGUAAAUGUAUCGUUGGCACACUUUAUAGAGAUAAUUGCAACAUCUGUCGAUGUCCAAAUACUGGUGUACCAAAUGAUAAACUUUGCAUAAAAGCAAAUUGCAAAGAUAAAUCCAGACAAGUGAACAUUUUGAGAAGCGUUUCAAAUCAAUGCACUCCGUAUACUUUUACUGCACCUAAAUGUCUUUAUUGUGACUGUUCAAACCAAACUGUAAAUGAAAAUUCUUGUAUUGAACUGAAUUGCUCUGUAACAUCUGAUUUCGAAUAUAAUGCUGAAAGUGAAUCAUGUAUAACUGGUGAAUUGGUACCAAUUUGUAUGGAAUGUUUUUGUUCUAACAAUGGUUUGAUUAAUGAAACAUAUUGUACUAGAAAUUGCUCAUAUCACAGUAAAUUAAAUGUUUUAGAAAGAGUUUUGAAUGAUAGUCUGAUUGACAAUAAUCUUAUAAAUAAAAGCAAAGUUAAUAGUAUUAAAGCUAAUGAUACGUGUAAGACAAAUGAAAUAUAUUACAAGAAUGGUAGAUAUUGUAUAUGUCCUGAUAAUAAUGAAAAAUAUGAUAAAAAUAAGCUUUGCACUUCUGUUAUUGAACGUUAUAACCAAGUACCUCAAGCAUCUCACAUGAAAUUUCCAAAAAAUAUGAAUUGUGAACCAAAUACAUUUGUCAACAUUGAUUGCAAUACGUGUUACUGCUUCAAGAACGGCAAGAUUGAUCCUAAAUGGUGUACAUACGAUGACUGUGAAGUUAAACAAAAAAUACAAGAGAUACAUAAACUACACUCGUCUCAAAAUUCCGUUGAAGAACCGAACAGAACUUGCACACCCGGAUCUAUAUCAAAAGUAAAAUGCAAUUUUUGUAUUUGCACCGAAAGCGGAAAAUUAGCUGACAGAGCGUGCACCAAGAAUAUUUGCUAUGACAGCUUCGAAGUAAUUGAUGAUAAGUUCACAUGUGAUCCACUUGCUUAUUAUGAAGUCGACUGUAAUGUAUGCUACUGUUCACAGGAUGGACUUAAAAACGUAGAUAAAUGCACGAAGAAUAAAUGUGAAAAGAGUUUUUUGAGGACCAAUGACUGUGAACCAGGUCAGUUGUUUAGUGAUGAAUGCAAAGUAUGUGUUUGUCCGCGAAAUGGUAAUAAAGCCGACAAAGUAUGCACUAAUAGCACAUGCGGUACCCUACCAUGGAACACCAUUGAACUAACACCGAGCCUAAUGCAAAACCAAGUCCGUGAUCAAACAACAAGGAAAUUGGAUUUAUGUUUUCCGGGCGAGGAAUUUGCAAUGGGAUGUGAUUAUUGUGUGUGCCCUGAUUUAGGUUUGAAGAUUUAUGCAAACUGCGAACCAUUACUCUGUGAUGAGAAAAGCGAAGAAGGGAACAUCUCUUCAGAUAUCUCUAUUAAUACCUUGAGAAAAUGGGAUGGUAGGCAAAGUAAACCAUAUCGGAGACCUAGGAUCAGAGUCAAUAGAGAAAUCCAUAAUACAUGCUUCAUAUAUAAUAUAUCGCAAAGCGCCGAAAGGAAGGAAUGCACGCCUGGAACUACGUACAUAAUCAGGUGUAGGCAGUGUAUCUGCCCAUAUAUUGGAAACAUUAAUAAUUUUUGUCGUCCGCUACCCAAAUCGUUUUAUUGUGAAGAAGCCUACCCUGGAUUCAAUUACCUGACCAUGGGCCGAAGAAAUACGAAAAAUGUUACCUCACUUACAAGCGUAGUUGAAAAUAUAAAAAUUAAAGAAACACAACUGACAUUAAAAAUAAAACAUUUAAAUCAUACAAUACAUAAAUGUCAGAAGCCGGGAAAAAUUUCAGACGAAUGCUUUAUAUGCGAGUGUGAAAAUGAAAAUGUAAUCAUAGAGGAACACUGCUAUAAAAGCGAGGAAGAGAAAUGUGUUAAUGCAAAACCGAAUUUUUUGAAUGGGAAUAAGGUGGAAAAUUAAAUGAGUCUUGAUAUAAUGUGAUUUAAUUAAAACUUGUUUUAUAUAAUCGAUAUUAAAUUUACUGAUCC